Molecule: messenger RNA, 2721 nt
Organism: Alnus glutinosa
Lineage: Eukaryota; Viridiplantae; Streptophyta; Magnoliopsida; Fagales; Betulaceae
Product: G-type lectin S-receptor-like serine/threonine-protein kinase At4g27290
Exons: 7
Coding region: 131-2629 (832 amino acids)
Biological process (GO): protein phosphorylation; recognition of pollen
Molecular function (GO): ATP binding; protein serine/threonine kinase activity
Source: RefSeq, a predicted model, not a curated record
UUGUCUUUUCUUCCCUAAAUUAAGGUUCACGAAUGCGACAGCCUGCUUCAGUCUAAGCAUGCGUGUUUACUUUCUAAUUGAUCCUUAUAAUGAGCCUCAACUGUAAAUUAAGCUCUCUGAACACAAAGCUAUGCAGAUUUUUUCUCUUGUGAUUGUGAUUACCAACUUUCUUUUUUUCUGCUCUGGAUUCUCCAAUUUUGUUGACACCAUUACUGGAUCCCAGUCCAUCAGCGAUGGCACGACCUUGGUUUCCAGGGAUGGAAAAAGCUUUGAACUGGGGUUCUUCAGUACUCCAGGUAGUUCCACCAACCGUUAUUUGGGGAUUUGGUACAAGAAUAUCCCGGUUAAAACGGUUGUUUGGGUAGCAAAUCGGCGAAACCCAAUCAAGGAUUUGUCCGGCGUGUUGAUGGUAAACGGCUCAGGUAAUCUUGUGCUUCUCCACCGGAACGGGAGAGUUGUGUGGUGGGCGAGUUCGACGAAAGAGGCCCGGAAUCCAAUAGUACAGCUUUUAGACUCGGGAAAUCUAGUACUGAGAGAUGAGAAAGAAGAAAAUCCAGAAAACUGUCUGUGGCAGAGCUUUGACUAUCCUUCUGAUACACUUUUACCGGGGAUGAAGCUCGGAUGGGACUUUAGGACUGGUCUGGAACGGCGCCUGUCCGCAUGGAAGAGUUCAGACGAUCCAUCUCCUGGAGACCUUUCUUUUGGUAUUGAACCUUAUAAUUACUCCGAGUGUGUCAUGAAGAAAGGCUCUAAGAACUACUUCCGGACCGGCCCAUGGAAUGGCCUUCACUGGAGUGGUUCACCGGAGUUAAAGGGCACGCAGAUUUUCAACAGCAGUUUUGUCUCCAAUAAGGACGAGGUGUACUUCAUAUACCACCCAAUAAAUAAGUCUCUGAUCUCAAGAGGAGUUUUGAACCAAACUGCCAACUUGUAUCAGCCCUACAUAUGGAUGGAAAACGAUCAAACUUGGAGCGUGUUUGCACCUCUGCCAAGAGAGAUCGACUGUGACAUGUAUAACUAUUGUGGCGCUUAUGGAAAUUGUGUCAGGGGUGAAUUUCCUGUCUGUCAAUGUUUACAAGGAUUCAAGCCCAAGUCUAAUGACAGCUCGAACCCAGAGAGCUGGUCUCAAGGAUGUCUACGCAGUACGAAAUUGAGCUGCCAGGAUAAACAUAGAGAUGGGUUCCUAAAAGUUGGUGGGCUCAAAUUGCCAGAUACCAUGCAUUCUUGGUUGAAUACAAGUCUAAAUCUCGAGCAAUGUAGAGCAACAUGCUUGAGCAACUGUGCCUGUAUGGCCUUUACAAACUCAGACAUCAGAGGAAGAGGUAGCGGCUGCGCCAUCUGGUUUGGUGAUUUACUUGAUAUUCGAAAGCUUACAUAUAAUGAGCAGGAUCUGUAUAUUCGAAUGCCUGCUUCAGAGUUAGAAGUGAUAAACCACCAAAAGACGAAGGUGAUAGUGAUAGCUGUAGCUGCCAUUGCCGUUGUCAUUGGGGUGCUAUUUGUUGCCUAUUGCAUACGCAAACGCAGGACAAACUUCAGAGCACAUUUUGUUAUAUCAGAGAAAAUGGAGAACGAUGUAAUCCUAGGUCAGAACACUGAAGGCCAAACAGAAGACCUGGAACUCCCCUUGUUCGACCUACUUACAGUAACUGAUGCCACCAACAACUUUUCAGGCCACAACAAGCUUGGUGAAGGUGGUUUUGGACCCGUAUUCCGGGGUAUACUGAAAGAUGGACGAGAAAUUGCUGUAAAAAGGCUUGCACGUAGCUCUGGACAAGGAUUGAAUGAGUUUAAAAAUGAAGUUAUAUUGAUUGCCAAAUUGCAACAUCGAAAUCUUGUUAGGCUUCUCGGAUGCUGCAUUCAAGGAGAGGAGAAAAUGCUAAUCUAUGAAUACAUGCCCAAUAGAAGCAUGGACUUCUUCAUUUUUGAUCAAAAGAGAGCUGAAGUUUUAGGCUGGUCUAUGCGCUUCCACAUUAUUUGUGGAAUUGCUCGGGGGCUUCUUUAUCUUCAUGAAGAUUCCAGACUAAGGAUUAUACACAGAGAUCUCAAAGCAAGUAAUGUCUUACUUGAUAGUAAUAUGAAUCCAAAAAUUUCAGACUUCGGCAUGGCUAGAAUAUGUGGAGAAGAUCAGACUGAAGGAAAUACAAACAGAGUAGUUGGAACUUAUGGAUAUAUGGCUCCCGAAUAUGCAAUUCAUGGGUUAUUCUCAGUAAAAUCUGAUGUCUUUAGUUUUGGAGUAUUGUUGCUAGAGAUAUUAAGUGGAAAGAAGAGUCGAGGAUUCUUCGAUUCAAGCCAAAGUCUGAAUCUUAUCGGACACGCAUGGAAACUAUGGAGAGAAGGCAGGCCUUUAGAGCUGAUCGAUACGUGCCUAGGAGACGACUCAUGCCCUCAGCUUCCACAGAUUAUACGCUGUGUCCAUAUCAGUCUCUUAUGCGUGCAACAGCAUCCUGAGGAUAGGCCCAGCAUGUCUUCUGUGGUUACGAUGCUAAGCAGUGAGAGUUCAUUACCUGAACCUAAAGAGCCUGGUUUCCAUGUUGGAAAUAAAUCACUUUCUGUGGAAUAUUCUUCAUCCAGCAAGCAGCAAUCAUCUUCAACAAACGAUAUAUCUGUUUCGCUGUUAGAGGCUCGAUGAUGGAUCAUUUUAUUAUAUGCAUUAUUUAUACUUGACAUAUCCUGGGAGUACUGUCCAACAUUAACUAUCAUUUCUGUUUCUACACACACCAA